GUAAGAAAUAUUUAACGUGCUGAUACUGUCAGAAUGGCCGAUGUGCAUGAAUGUUCCGAGUUGAAAAAUAGUUUUUCAAAGGAAAGGAACGUACUUAAGGAGAAACACAAGAAAUUAUUAUCUUGUGAUUAUUCUGUUAAAAAGCGAGAACCUUUCGGUUUAAAAAGACAAACUGGUAAAGAUAUACUUAUAACUAAUAAAACAAACUUCAAGGCCCAGUUAAAAAAAUGUGAGAGACUUUUUGACAAUGGUACUCCUGAAAUAAUUAUUCACGGCCUUGGUGCUGCUAUACAUAGAGCUUGUAAUUUGGCUUUACAAUUAAAAGAAAUUCAUUACAAUGGAAUAGAAUUGGAUAUCAAGACUGCUACUACAUCUAUUAUUGAUGAUUUUGAACCUCUUAACGACGAGGCUGACUAUGAAACUGUUAAUAGAAAUAAUUCAGCUAUACAUAUCCGUGUGUUUAGAAAAUUUUCAAUAGGUAGUCUUAAAUACCAAGAAUAAAACAACUUACAAAAAAUUGUCAAAGGUUUUU
Molecule: messenger RNA, 532 nt
Organism: Osmia lignaria (orchard mason bee)
Lineage: Eukaryota; Metazoa; Arthropoda; Insecta; Hymenoptera; Megachilidae
Gene: Rpp20
Product: ribonuclease P protein subunit p20
Biological process (GO): tRNA 5'-leader removal
Cellular component (GO): ribonuclease MRP complex; nucleolar ribonuclease P complex; nucleus
Molecular function (GO): nucleic acid binding
Source: RefSeq, a predicted model, not a curated record